GAAAGUACAGGAACAAGACGACAGUCACUUGUUUCACUGGAGACACAGAUUUGCUUCUGUGUUUACAAGCUUUACUAAUUGCAUUUUUAUUUCCACCUUGUCUAUUUGCUCGGCUCGGUUCUGCUCGUUCUCACAGAGACAUCAUCCUGAAUGUAAUCUCUUCCCCAAACAUAGUAUGUACAUCCGAAUUUUCAGAUGUUCUCGAAAUACCUUGCAGACGUACAACACCUGAGCGAGCGGGAUGAAUCCUGACUGCGGCGUUCACCUGAUCCUGGUCCUCAUCCUUCAGUGCAUCUACGUGUGUACUCCUGCCCCGGCUCGUGGUCACGCAGAGGAGCGACUCAUUCAGGCUUUAUUCCGUCGCUAUAACAAGUUCUCACGUCCCGUCGAGAACAUCUCCGAUGUGGUGCUGGUUCACUUCGGCCUUUCCAUCGCACAACUCAUCGAUGUCGAUGAAAAGAAUCAAAUGAUGACCACCAACGUUUGGGUGAAGCAGGAAUGGAGCGAUUACAAGCUGCGCUGGAACCCUGAGGAGUUUGAGAAUGUCACCUCGAUCAGAAUCCCCUCGGAGCUCAUCUGGAGGCCCGAUAUUGUGCUCUACAACAACGCUGAUGGAGACUUUGCCGUGACCCACUUGACCAAAGCCCAGGUGUUCCAUGAUGGCCGAGUGAAAUGGAAACCUCCUGCUAUAUAUAAGAGCUCCUGCAGCAUUGACGUCACGUUCUUCCCUUUCGAUCAGCAGAACUGUAAGAUGAAGUUCGGCUCGUGGACGUACGACCGAGCGAAGAUCGACUUGGUCAGCAUGGACGGCAACGUGGACCAGAUGGACUACUGGGAGAGCGGUGAGUGGGUCAUCAUCAACGCCGUGGGGAAGUACAACAGCAAGAAAUACGAGUGCUGUGCGGAAAUCUACCCGGACAUCACCUACUACUUCAUCAUCCGCCGCCUCCCUUUGUUCUACACCAUCAAUCUGAUCAUCCCGUGCCUGCUGAUCUCCUGCUUGACUGUGCUUGUCUUCUACCUUCCCUCUGAAUGCGCUGAGAAGAUCACGCUGUGCAUAUCGGUGCUCCUUUCACUCACUGUCUUCCUCCUGCUCAUCACAGAAAUCAUCCCUUCCACCUCGCUGGUUAUCCCACUCAUUGGCGAGUACCUGCUGUUCACCAUGAUCUUCGUCACGCUUUCCAUCAUCAUCACCGUCUUUGUUCUGAACGUGCACCACAGAUCAUCUCGCACGCAUCGGAUGCCCCACUGGGUCCGUCAGCUCUUUCUUCACCUGGUACCGAGAUACCUUUUCAUGAAACGUCCACCGGCUGCCGGAAAGAGAAACUGCCACAAGCUGAUCGAAAUGAUGCACAGACCGAUGGCGCUGCAGCCCAUCCAGCAGGGGAACCCUGGCUUGACCACACCCCUCGAUCUGAUCUCGUGUCCAAUCCAGCGUGAAGCAGCAUCCAAAUCUCCUCUUUUCUCCACCUCACGUAGCAGUGAGAACUCCAACCAUGAACAGGACGCCAUGCAGGUAAACCUCGCUCCAGGACUCAAGCACGCUCACGUGAAGACGUCCUCAGUCUCGAGCGCUUCUCUGUCUCCAGACAUCCCGCUCAGGUCUCUGCUUCAAACCCUAGAUCUGAGCGAGGUUUGUGAAUUUCAGUGCCAUAGCGCAGAGAGUGUGUUCUUCGACACGGCAGAGGGUACGCGCCAGGCGGAAACGAUUUGGGGCUGCCAUAAACAUGAGAAGACGAGUAUACAGACAUACGUCACUGCAGAUCGAGGGGAAUGCACGAGUCCGUGUGAAGGACACAACGUCCGGGAACUCAAACAUCAAGCCUUAACGGCUGCAGUAAAGAAUCCGAGGUGGAGAGAAACGACUGUCCGGUGUCACAGUCACUCCUGAGGGCCCUCGAAGGAGUCCAGUACAUCGCAGACCACCUCAGAGCUGAGGACACCGACUUUUCGGUAAGAGAAGACUGGAAGUACGUCGCCAUGGUGAUUGAUCGAAUAUUCCUCUGGAUGUUUGUGCUUGUGUGCAUUUUGGGUACACUGGGACUCUUUCUACCUCCGUGGUUGGCCGGAACGAUCUAGAAUCCGACACGAC
This is a messenger RNA of Silurus meridionalis, 2092 nucleotides long. It is a transcript of the gene chrna4b, whose product is annotated as cholinergic receptor, nicotinic, alpha 4b. The record is from RefSeq and is a predicted model, not a curated record. Bases 242 to 1891 code for a protein of 549 amino acids. The transcript has 6 exons. Gene Ontology annotation, molecular function: transmembrane signaling receptor activity; acetylcholine-gated monoatomic cation-selective channel activity. NCBI's taxonomy places the organism in Eukaryota, Metazoa, Chordata, Actinopteri, Siluriformes, Siluridae. Gene Ontology annotation, cellular component: synapse; postsynaptic membrane; neuron projection. Gene Ontology annotation, biological process: chemical synaptic transmission; nervous system process; signal transduction.